AUGAUAUCUAAGAUGCACUCUCAAGCCAUCGACCUCAAAACAGCACCCGACUCCGGAUCCGCCUCAACCACCACCGCCGCCGCCGUCUCCAUUCAUGAUUCCACGCCUUCGACGUUCCUUCUCCAGGCCCACAAUCCCAUGCUGGUGAGAAAAACGUGCAAGCUCGUGUGGAGGGGUGCGGUCCUCCGGAAGCAGACCUUGAGGCUCAACAACGGCCGCUAUGGAUACAGCGGCGAACUUGCACAAUAUUCAAGCAACCAAAACCGAAGGUGGUGUUGCGCGUCCGAAGCGGACUCUGUCGACUCCACCCCGCCCAUACCCGCCAAGGUACCACGAUCCGGCCGCGCUCCGAGCAUUCGUCUCCCAAGCCUCUUGGCCUCCGAACAAUAUCAGUCGCUCUUGGACCGGCUCACAUUCAUACUGCAAGUGCUCAGGACUCAGACAGGGCGGCUCGGCUGGCCAAGUGGCGCGUUCCCUACGGACCUUGAGAGAAGACGCAGGACCUUGAUUCUUGUGAGCGACGUAGGAGUAAUACAGUGCGGUACAAAUACGCCGGUACGUAUGCGGUUUGUCUAUAUUCACUACUCUACAGCUCCUCCAGUCCCGACGGCAUUGACGGGACUGCGAGGAAAUGGAAUUGCGAAACGGUCAUUGAUUGGACUCCCCCGCUCAUCUUAUUCGACCAACAAAUCUCCCGUCUACCACGGCCUCGAGCCAUAUGAGGUCACAUACGAUGAGUUGUUCAGAGAGCAAUCGUCGUGGCCGCUUUUUGACCAUUUCACUUUGCAAACCACAAAGCAGCGCGGCCAUCCCGAAUCAUCCAUCAGUCGAGUGUAA
Messenger RNA from Colletotrichum lupini, 837 nucleotides. RefSeq lists its product as uncharacterized. The transcript is spliced from 5 exons. NCBI's taxonomy places the organism in Eukaryota, Fungi, Ascomycota, Sordariomycetes, Glomerellales, Glomerellaceae. Bases 1 to 837 code for a protein of 278 amino acids. The record is from RefSeq and is a predicted model, not a curated record.